UUUCGUCCUACCUCUAACGAUGUGUAUCGAUUAAACUUUCAUUUCGUUUGUUCAAUAUAUUUGUCUGAUCCAUAUACAGUUUAGUUUAGAUGGUUCCAAGGUGCUUCACUAGACUAAAUAGUUUUUAAUUACUUAUCUUUUGUAAUACUGGAAAUAAUAUUACUUUUGAAUACCCUUUUUAAAUCUAUUAUGGAUGCCUCAAUACCUGUAUACGAGAAGCCCCAUUCUCGCCUUAGUGUCCUAGAUUGGACUCGAAAUAUACAAAGGCUGCAAAACGAAGCGAGAUUACGUCGCUUUGAAUCUUAUGAGCUACGUCAGAGGGCAAAUCAACUUCGAAACGAGACUUCAGUGACUACUAGAUGGGACAAUUAUGUUAAUAACGAACUGUUAAGAGAUAGAACAUUCGAAGUAGAGUCAUGGCGAGAAAAUCAAAGAUUCACUCGAGAGCAGGUAAGAGAUGAGAGUAGAGCGCUACAAGAAGAGAAGAACGCAACUGAACUUCAACUGGAAUCACUCCAAGUACCUCUGAUGGUGAGUUCUCAGUGUCUCUCUAAUCGAGACCAGAGACUUCCACCUGAGUUGACGAGGGAUACGUUGGGAGAGGAGUUGAAUAAGGAGUUACACAUACUAGAGAACAGCAAACGUGUUCUAACAGACGUAUGCCAUAUGGGCUGGGAGAAAUUAAAAGAAUUAACUAAUGUCUUCUGUCGGUUAGAGCGAGAGAUACAGAACAAGGAUGACGCAUUAGACAUAGAUCGCCACGUGAAACAGCUGGACAGAUACAGUUCUGAUAUUUCGUUUAAGAUCGACCCUACAAGGGUACCGCCUGAAUCAAUAACAGAAGAAAGCUACGUUCACUGCAUAGAAAAUACUAUAAAAAUAGCUGAGCAGCUGAUGAGAGAAUCUAAAUCGUUACGAGAGACUAUGUUUAGAAGUCGUGAACAGGUCAAGAACCAGUUGUAUGCGCAAUGUCAGGACGUGGAGAUGGUGAUGAGGAGAAGGGUAUUUGAUAUACAGAGGGCCAGAAAUGAAAUGGAGUGGCAGAAACUGAAGUUGGAGCAAAAUCUCGCCAAGGUAGAGCGAGAAAUAGAAUCUCUACGAGCGGCCGUUGCUGAUAAAAUAAAUCCAACUAAGUUGGUGGAAACCCGCCUGGAAGCCAGAACAAGACGACCUGUUUUAGAGAGAGUGCAGGAUAAGCCAACGCGUGGUCUGAUAGAAGAGUACGAGAGAGUUCAUACAAGCACCAGUACGUUGGAGAAGAAACUAGAAGAUGCACUUUCCACAUACCACGGCAUGCACAGCCAUUACCAAAGGGUAACCAAAGACCUGCAGUACAAGAACCAGGCUCUAGAGACGGACAGGCGGCUGGUGGAGAUUCGGAAACCACUCCAUCGAUCUGAUGAUACCGAGUUUCAAAGGAAUGUUGGUUAUUGCCAUAUGAGUGAUGAAUUGGUGACAGACUAGGAAGAGUCUAUAUUUACACUUUAAUCACUAACGGGUAUCCAUUAUCUUUUGGGUCGUCCAUUAUCUCUAAUAUAUCAAAUAGAUUAAGGAUUAUUAUAUCUGAAAAACGAGUCGAGACGUGAUUUCGACGUUUCAUAGAGCCUAAAGUAAGAUCAAGUAACAUUGCCAUAAGUUUACAGUUUGCCUCCAUUUGUUCGAUUCCUCUAGAUAUAUUGAGGGCUUGAAGAUUCUUAAUUAAGUGGUUCCCCCGUAUCAUAAAGUUGUUGAUUAACUACGUAAAAACUAUUUAUAAAACAAAACGUUAGAAUUGCUUUGAAAUACUUGAUUAUAUUAUAAAUGUUACGAAUGUGUAAUUUAUAAUUAGAUACUAUUUAAUGUGUUCAUUAUAUUAUAAGAGUAGUAUCAAUUUAGGAUCCAACAGCUCGAUCUUGUCUGCCUUGGUACUAAGGUGUGAAAUUUAAUAGGCCUACUCUCUUAUAGUUGACAAGUAAUAAAAAAUAGCACAGCGAAAUUUAAUGACCAAUUUAUUAAUAGCUUUUUGUAUAUUUCAGUGAUAUUUUCGAGUUAGACUUAAAUUUAUUGAAAUGUUUACUUACGAAACUCAUGAGCACGGCGGAUUGGAGCAUAAAUAAAACAAGUUAGUAUUAUAAAAAUAAUGUUCUGUAGUAUUUAGUCUAGGCAAAUGAACCUCGUGAUACAUAGACGCGAGGAUAGGUGGUUAUUUAAUAUUAAAAAUGAUUAUUAUAAAAUAUUUAUUUAACACAAUAUUGGUGCACAUUAAAUAUAUUAGUAC
Molecule: messenger RNA, 2257 nt
Organism: Pieris napi
Lineage: Eukaryota; Metazoa; Arthropoda; Insecta; Lepidoptera; Pieridae
Product: tektin-B1-like
Exons: 7
Coding region: 190-1464 (424 amino acids)
Biological process (GO): cilium movement involved in cell motility; cilium assembly
Cellular component (GO): microtubule cytoskeleton; nucleus
Source: RefSeq, a predicted model, not a curated record